ACGGGUCUAAAAAAUAUAUCCAAAAAAUGUUGUCGAGUAUCGCACUAUUUUUAACCCUGAUCGGGGGACUCCUUUAUGGGCUGCACUAUUUGGUUCGCGGAGGUAGGAGAGGUGAACUCAUCGAUAAAAUUCCCGGGCCAUAUGCUUGGCCAUUCGUCGGCAAUGUUUUCAAGUUCCUGGUACCCCUAGAGGAAUUUUGGAACGUGGGUCACAGGAUGAACUGGGAGUAUUACCCCAUUAAUCGGAUUUGGAGCAUCGAUGUUCCACACGUGAACCUUUAUCAUCCUGACGACGUCGAGGCCAUACUUACAAGCGUGACGCACAUAAAAAAAAGCGUUUUCUACCGUUUUAUUCAUCCAUGGCUCGGUACCGGUCUUCUAACCAGCGAAGGGAGGAAAUGGCACACGCGAAGAAGAAUCCUCACCUCAGGCUUUCAUUUCAAUAUACUGCAACAAUUCAUGGGGAUUUUUAACGAGCAGAGCGAGAAAUUGGUGCGAUCGCUUUGCCUCGAGGGAGACGAAGUCGUCGACGAUCUUGUCCACCUCCUCCACAAAUACACGCUCAAUUCGAUUUGCGAAACCGCGAUGGGCGCGACAUCGGACGUGAAUGGGCAAGUUCUGAACGAAUACAGGUCUUGCGUUUCGGAAAUGGGAGAUAUAACGCUUUACCGCAUGCUCAGGCCUUGGCUGCACUCAGAUUGGAUCUUCAAGAUUACGCGAAGAUUCAAAGACCAAGUUCGAGCGCUCAAAGUUCUCCACGGUUUUUCGACAAAUGUCAUCAACGAGCGUAAACGGUAUCACGACGAUUCCGGUGGCCGAUUUUUACAAGGAUUCGGUGGUGACGGAGGUCCGGAUACCUACAGUUUCAAACAUGGAAAUUUCAUAAGAAAACGACGAUUGACUAUGCUGGAUCUUCUGAUCUCAGUUUCCAGACGUGAGGGCAGCAUAAACGACGAAGGGAUCAGGGAAGAAGUUGACACUUUUAUAUUCGAGGGUCACGACACGACCGCUAUGGCGUUAUGUUUCACGUUGAUGUUACUAGCCGAAAACAAACAGAUUCAGGACGAGGCGAGAGUUGAGGUCGACAAGGCAUUCGAAGGAAAAGAGGACACGAAAUUGUCAACGCGCGAAGUCCAGGGCUUGGCCUACCUCGAAAGAUGCAUUAAAGAAUCUUUGCGAUUGUUUCCGAGUGUGCCGUUCGUAUCUCGUCACAUAUCGGAAGACCUGCAACUCAAGAACUAUUUGGUGCCCGGGGGAACGAUCGUUAACGUUCACAUUUACGACCUUCACAGAGAUCCCAAUUUUUGGCCAGACCCAUCAGUCUUUAAUCCGGACAGAUUUUUACCCGACCAAGCGCAAGGACGUCAUCCUUUUGCUUUCGUGCCUUUCAGCGCAGGACCGCGGAACUGCAUCGGUCAAAAGUUCGCUAUGCUGGAGCUGAAGGUGCUGAUGGCACAUUUCUUGCACAAUUUCUACUUCGAGCCACUCGACUUUUCCAGCGAUGUACAAAUCCUUCCCGACUUGGUCCUGCGACCGUCGAAGCCUAUCCGCAUGAAAUUCGUCCCGAGAUCACAGAGUAAUUAAGCCGAUCGUCGAAUGACUGUCUUGGAUUUUAGUCAGUGUCGUUUGCUGCGCGACGCUGCCGCAAAUUGUCAAUCUUUUUACUUCACGGCCUUUCCGACAGCACCGGACGAGAAUUGACU
This is a messenger RNA of Diprion similis, 1702 nucleotides long. RefSeq names its product cytochrome P450 4C1-like. The transcript is spliced from 12 exons. The record is from RefSeq and is a predicted model, not a curated record. Bases 27 to 1583 code for a protein of 518 amino acids. Gene Ontology annotation, molecular function: monooxygenase activity; heme binding; iron ion binding. Lineage: Eukaryota; Metazoa; Arthropoda; Insecta; Hymenoptera; Diprionidae.